Molecule: messenger RNA, 5263 nt
Organism: Loa loa (African eye worm)
Lineage: Eukaryota; Metazoa; Nematoda; Chromadorea; Rhabditida; Onchocercidae
Product: DEAD/DEAH box helicase
Exons: 33
Coding region: 86-5263 (1725 amino acids)
Cellular component (GO): cytoplasm
Molecular function (GO): ATP binding; nucleic acid binding
Source: RefSeq, a predicted model, not a curated record
UUUCAGUCUAUUCAUUAUAUUGUGUUGGAAUUGAACGUUGAACGAUUAUCGGUCAGUAAGCAGGAAAACGAUCAUUGUGUAGGCGAUGUCCGAUUGGGACAAUUUGGAUAAAUUGAUAGAAGUAGAUUCUAUUCCAAUCAAAAAAGCUGCUGCAUCCAAAAUAGCAAGCAGUCUUGAAGAGGAAAACAUCGUUUUUACAAAAGAGAGUGAUGGUAGUGAUAUCGAAGAUGGAAUGUCUACAUCAAUUUCAAGCAAAAACGAUCUCCAAUCCGAGAGUGAGGAUGAGGAAGCUGGCGAUAUUGUCAUUGCUAAUAAUUUCACUAUAGGUGAUGUGAACCUAGUUGAAAUUUUAAAUCGUUUCAAUUCGAAAUAUGAUAAUAUAAUCUCCGAAUUUGCGGAUGUGGAAAUAUUUUUGAUAUCGCUGGACGGAUUAUUAAUCGAACUUACAGCACACAGUUAUUUGAAUUGGACGCUGGGUGGACAGACUAUCGUUAUCGCAAAACAGAUUGAAAUUCUGUUGAAACAGCUUUCAAAUCUUGGCGGCAAGUUCAAAUUAAUUUGGUUCACGGGUUUGUCUGCCACAUAUGCUAGAGAUACGGUGCUCAACUUUCUGCGCAGUUUCGUUGCAGCUUAUUUGCUUCAGUCUCAAUGGGCAGCGGAUAUUGAGCAUUUUGUCAAUCCUAAUGACUCGCAUUGGUUAUCUUACUUGCAUGAACUGAUGCCUUCAUUUUUGAUGAUUGGCGUCGAUGAUGUAUCAGAAAAUGUAGUAGCAGAUACUGAGUUGGAUUUCAAACAACUUCUUGCUUCAAUAGCGCUUCAAGCGCUUGCUUCGACCAUUCCCAUCGUGUAUUUCAAUGGUCUUGUCGUGAAUCUCUGUUCAGUUUACAGUCAUCGUGUUGAGCCGCAUAUAGUCGAUUUCAAAGGAUGGACCGGUUAUUUAUCCCAACUAUGGGCUGAUAAAAAAGAUGUGGUUCACCGAAAUAUUAACCAAUCAAGUUGCAAGAGUGUUUCACAGUUUUGGGCUCAAAUCAUUGGAGAUUGUAAGAAAAGUGGUAAAUUACCGAAAGAAUCUGAUGCGCUGACAUCUGCUGUGCUUAUUUCUUCACUGAUUUGCGAACGUCGUGGAACAGAACGUCGUUAUUUUGAGGAAAGUAAGGAUUCGAAAAGACGCAUCGAUUUGAUCAAAUUCAGAAGAACACUGCUCAAUUCCUGUUCAUCUUUAUUGGAUGGACUUAAUUUAAAGCAGCACCCGUUGUCCUUCUCACUGAUCGACCUUUGGGAUGGCCUUUUGAUAACAAGAAUAUAUGAUGCCAUAAAUUCAGGUGUAAAAGUUCUACCUUAUCGUCUUCAGCAGGAAUUAGCUCCUCUCCAUAAAACAGCAUGUCUGGAGCUUUCUCUUGAAGUUGAUGUAGACGAUGCAUUAUUUGAUUCGGCUAUAAAAGAAAUGGAUUAUAAGAAACCUGCACUUCUUCCUGUCAAUUCUCUAUUGCUGAAUCAGUAUACUAAGGAAAUGCUAAGCGCUUUUCAGGAUUAUGGCACAGAAACGGAACCAUCUGUUUUCGAAGAAUUUUUGCUACGUGUUAAAUGGCGCCUUGAUACUAUCGAAGAGCCUUAUACUAAAGCCGAAGAACGAAUUGAUAAUGCUUACCAGAUAAAAAAGCAAAACAAAGAUAGACAAAAGCUUGGCAAAUGGUACGAAUUCUUCGCAGAGUCGCUCGAAGGACGUGGAACUGGUUUGCUAGUUGAUUUUUCACGUACGCCACGUGGAUUUACUUCGAAACUUAGUGAACAAACUGAUAAAAAAAGGAGAAACAACAAUGGCAACCAAAAGGCAAGGGAAACGUGCUUCUUCGAGCCAGGGCCAAAAGGUAAAGGAGCUGUUAAAUCAAAAAAAGAAUUAAUUUUGGAAGCUAAUCGAAAUAAGAAGAAUGAAAAACUUGCGGAAGAUGAAAAACAAAUGGUUCGAUUUGCAGUGCAACAGGGGAAGAAUGCAAUGUUUAUUUUGGAAAACUUGAUGAACAAGCUCGAACUGGACUCAUCUAGAGCGAUGUGUACCUACCAACAAGUGCUGCGUAUGUCAAAUGAUUUCAGUUCUUUGGAGGGACAAGAUUUCGUAGAGAAAAGAAGGAUUCGGGCAGUUCCUAUAAUCAAUAAAUUGAAGGAUCUUUUUACAGUGUAUUGGCAGCAUUUGGACGAUAAGCAGAAAGAAUAUGUCACCGAUUUAUGGAUCUCUUUCGGAUUUGAAAAAAGCAAGAAACCAACUGCUUUUUCUGAAGCCAGGUUAACGUUGAAUAUGAACAUGAUAUAUUAUCAGUUGGCUUACGGUGGUGAAAUCAUCGAUAUUCGGUCAGAUCCGCGAAAGGACGAUCGUGUGACUGGUUUCCAACCAGAUGCGUGGCAGAGACGAAUGUUGGAUGCUGUGGAUAAAAAUCAUUCGGCUGUUAUAAUUGCCCCAACUUCUGCGGGUAAAACUUUUGUAUCGUAUUACUGUAUAGAACGUGUACUGCGACAAAGUGAUGAUGACAUGGUUGUCUAUGUUUCACCUUCCAAGGCACUUUUGAAUCAGGUUUGUGGUUCAGUGUACGCUCGUUUUCGUAAUAAAACUUUAAGUGGUGGAAAAUCGCUGUUUGGGACACUUCUGUUGGAUCAUUCUGACAAUCCAAUGAACUGUCAGGUGCUCAUCACUAUUCCAGAGUGUCUCGAAAACUUGCUUCUGUCAACGAAUCCAAUCGUACAGGCAGUGAUCAGUAAAAUUAAAUAUGUCAUAUUUGAUGAAGUUCACUGUAUUAGCGCUUCCCCAGAUGCCCAUGUUUGGGAACAUCUCCUGCUUCUCAUUAGAUGCCCUUUCCUUGCCCUCUCAGCUACUAUCGGUAAUGCAACAGUUCUUCAUCAGUGGUUGCAGUCCGCAGAGGAAAGUAAAAAUGUACGAGGAACACCUUUAAGAGAGGUUGAACUAAUCACAUAUGGUGAAAGGUACUCGGAAUUGGAACUUGCCGUGCAGCGGAUUAAUCCAGCGAUUGAUACGAUAGCUCAAGAUGGAAACGUUGUGAACUCAAUGGUUGAGCACUUUAUGCCAUAUGGUGUGUAUAAACCGGUGAAGUUAUCGAUGUUUGGAAUACCUGCUGAUCAGCAGUUAACUGCGAGACAGAUCCUUGAUUUAUAUUAUGCUCUUGCCGAAGUGGAUCCUGUAGUCAAGGAAGAAUUUGAACCAUGUUCAUUUUUCAACUAUAAAACUGGAGGCGAAAAGGUUUGGCUUACACGUGAAGACAUUAGACGUCUGGAGGUUGCUCUGAAGAAUCGUUUUUUGGAAUGGCUUGAAAUGAAUCCAGAAAUAGCUAAUAAAGUUUUGCAGCAAAUUGGUAGAAAUGUUGAAAAUGAAUUAAACUUCAGGAGUAAACCAUUUGAUCAGCGAGCAGUGGCAAUGAAAAGCAUUGCCCCACUGAUUUUGGAGUUACGUAACAAGGAAUUGCUUCCGGCAAUUUGUUUUAAUGAAGAUCGUCGGGUGUGUGAAAGAUUGGCUCAACAGUUGUUCACUUAUCUCGAAAUGCAGCAGAAGGAGUUCGAAGCCAGUCCAGAGUACAAAAAAUAUGAAAUAAAAGAUGAGGAGGUAAAAAAUACUGAAAAUAAUGAAAAGGAAGCGGGAUGCUGCAGCAACAAAGGAGAAAAAAAAACAAAAACUGCAGAUAAAUUUGAGAGAGCUGAAGCAGAAGAACAAGAACAUAACGUACAAGAUGUUGAUGAUUACGAUCCGCUUGCGGCAAUGAAACUGCGUUUGAAUAUGGUUUUGGAAAAGUUCAAAUUACAUGGGCGGCAGCGUGAUGCAGAUUUGUAUCAGAAAGUGACUGCAAGAUUGGCAAAGGAUCGACUAGGACGGGAAACUACAAAAUUAUUAUUUAAGCUUUUUGAACGCGGCAUUGGCUUCCAUCAUCCUGGUUUGAAUUCUAAAGAACGCGGUGCUGUCGAAAUCUUAUUCAGAUCUGGUUAUUUGGCAAUCUUAUUUUCGACUUCAACGCUGGCACUCGGUAUCAACAUGCCGUGUAAGACGGUUCUUUUUGGAGUUGACGAUGCAAAUCUAACACCUUUACAGUUUCGACAAAUGUCUGGUCGAGCAGGCCGUCGUGGUUUUGAUCAUUCAGGCUCAGUCAUUUUCAUGUCAAUACCAACUGCCAAGAUACGCCGGUUAUUAACAGCGAGUUUGUCGACUUUACGUGGGAAUUUGCCGUUUACUACGUCGUAUAUUCUACGACUUUUUGGUUACAUACAUCAACAAGACAGCAUGAUGAGUGAACUACGUUCUGGAACUCAAAAAAUCUCACCUUCUGAGCAAAGAUUACGAACCGCUUUGUCAUUCUUGACAAAUUCUUUUAUCCUUCAUACGCGUGCCGAAUUGUCGUCAACAGUGCAGAAGCAGCUUAAGCUGUACACACUUUUUGCUGUUCAAGUGUUACGUUCCCUAAAUUUGUUGAAUGAGAAGGGUGAAUUGAGCGGUUUAGCUGCUCUAGUGUGUCAUUUAUCAGCCAAUGAACCAGGUAAUCUUCUUUUUGUACAUCUUCUCCAAAAUGGCGUAUUCCACAAGUUAUGCGAAGGUUGGACAAUAUCGCGAGAGGAAAUGAAAAGUCAGUUGGUGCUUAUUUUUGCACAUCUGUUUACUAAUUUGCGUUUGCCACUUAGUUGGAACCCGAAUGACAAGAAUUCCUAUCCGUCAACAGGUGAAUCAGAGAUUUUCUUGAGACCCUUGCCUGACAGUUGCGCUUGCUUAAUUGAACAGUAUGCCAACAAGGUGGAAAAUUUAUAUCGAGAAUUUAUGCGAUUGACUAAUCCUAACAAGAAACUUCAGGGUGAAGUAUUCUCUCUAACAGGUUUCGCUGAUUCAUCAGUUUCAAUGUUCUCAUCGAAUAUUGUUCAUCCAUUCCAUGACUAUUUGCUUUUUGAUGAAGCAUUUAUGCCAGCUCGUUCACCAACUCCAGUUGAUCAUCGUGGUCGAAAAGUAUACUUGAACGCCUAUGCAGUUGAUUUUUGGCGUCUAGAGUCAAAAAAAGCACUGGAACGAGAUAAUGGAAUCAGUGAAAAUAGAGUUUGGAGUUUAAUUCACAGUUUUUCAAGUACUCUUCUUAAAAUCAGUGAAGCAUUGAUCGUCAUUGGUCGUUCCAGAGAUCCAUUUGUGGAAGUGAUGCUGGAGUUGGCCGAUGAAUACUAUAAGAAAUUUUGUGUUGCCUUUUCGAUGAAAAAAAGGAGUCAUAUCUCCUAUGGCGCUGCAGAAUAA